Messenger RNA from Lagopus muta (rock ptarmigan), 354 nucleotides. RefSeq names its product claw keratin-like. The transcript has a single exon. NCBI's taxonomy places the organism in Eukaryota, Metazoa, Chordata, Aves, Galliformes, Phasianidae. The record is from RefSeq and is a predicted model, not a curated record. The coding region runs from base 1 to 354 and encodes 117 amino acids. Gene Ontology annotation, cellular component: intermediate filament. Gene Ontology annotation, molecular function: structural constituent of cytoskeleton.
AUGUCCUGCUCCAGCCUGUGUGCUCCUGCCUGCGGUGUGGCCGCCCCAGCCCCACUGGCUAACAGCUUCAAUGAGCCCUGCGUGCGCCAGUGCCCCGACUCCACCGUGGUGAUCCAACCCCCAGCCACCGUGGUCACCUUCCCCGGGCCCAUCCUCAGCUCCUUCCCACAGAGCUCCGUGGUUGGCUCAGCAGGAGUCCCCGCUGUUGGAUCGGGCUUGGGUGGCAGCUUUGGACGUAGUGCCGGCUUUGGGGGCUAUGGAGGCUUUGGGGGCUAUGGAGGCUUUGGCAGCUGCGGAUAUGGUGGCUUGGGUCGAGGCCACAGGUACCUCAGCGGCAGCUGCGGGCCCUGCUAA